Messenger RNA from Adineta ricciae, 1416 nucleotides. The record is from the annotation of a GenBank genome assembly. Lineage: Eukaryota; Metazoa; Rotifera; Eurotatoria; Adinetida; Adinetidae.
AUGACUUGUUCAAUUCUUCGAUUACCUGCCGAAAUUACGUAUCGAAUACUUGAUCACCUCGAUGAAUCGACACUCAUCUUAUCACUUCGCAAUGUGUGUAAACGAUUAAAUCUCAUUCUUGAUACUUAUUAUCGAUACCAGGUCGUAAGAAAUAUAUUAGUUGAUGAUUUGUUCAACGAUGAUGUCAAUCAAAUUCUAGGUGCAUUAUCUAAAUAUCGACAAUUAUUGAAUAUAGUUGCUAGUUCGAAAAAUCAACAACUGUCAAUUGAAAUUGUCAAUCCCGAUAUAGUUUCCCGUUUGAUUCAAUUAUUAAAUUCUGAACACGAUCAAAUCCAACACGAUGCUUUGUGGGUCUUAUUGAAUAUGGCAGGUGGCUCAUCUCACCACACAAAAUAUUUGGUCAAUGCUGGUGUCAUUCAAAUUUUGAUUGAAUUGAUAAAUAGUCCGAAGGAAAGCAUUCAAGAAAAUGCUAUUUGGACACUAUCAAAUAUCGCUGGAGACGAUUGUCAAUGUCGCGAUUAUGUUCUUAAUGGGGGCGCUCUUCCACCAUUAUUAAAUGUUUUAUCUAAUAGUACGCGUUUACCAACGUUACAAACAGCGGCAUGGUGUUUAUUAAAUCUAUGUCGUGGCACAAGUCCAUCCGUUGAUGUUACUAAAGUUGAAUCAGUUGUGCCUAUGUUGAAUCAUUUACUUGCUAAUUCAGAUGAAUUUGUAUUAAAUGACAUUUGUUUUGCAUUAAGCUAUUUAUGUCAACUAUCAAAUGAAAUACUUUCAGCGAUUAUACAAGUUGGUGUGAUACCUCGACUAGUAGAAUUACUCGAACAUAUCACUUUUCGAGUUCAACUGGCAGCUUUGUCUGCUCUAAAAGAAAUUCUUGGUGGCAAUGAGGAACAAAUACAGAUUGUACUUGAUGCUGGUGUUCUUCCUCAUUUACUUAGAUUAUCUUACAAUCGUAGAACAUUGACCGAAGAAGCCCUUUAUGAUGCUAUAAUCAAUAUUACUCGCGGUAAUGAAAGUCAAAUUCAAGCAGUUAUUGAUGUGGGAAUACUUUCGAUACUGAUUGGUCGUAGCCCUGAUAAUACAAAUGAGAAAAUACAAAAGAAAGCUGUUCGUGUGAUAUAUAAUGUUACACGUCUAUCAUCAGAACAAACAAAAUAUGUCGUUGAUCAAGGAGCAAUUCCAAUGUUGUGUUUUCAAUUAAAUACACAAACAAGUGACAUCGUUUUGAUGAGUUUAGAAAAUAUUCUUCAAUGGGGAGCAAAAGAAAGUCAACAAACGAAUAAACAUAAUCCAUAUGCAAUUAUAAUGAAAGAUUUACAUGCUUUGAAAGAUAUUGAAACGCUUCGAACUCAUGCGGAUAUUGAAAUUGCGACGAAAUCUUCUCGACUAAUUCAAACAUACUUUAAUGGUUUAUGA